This is a messenger RNA of Triticum aestivum (bread wheat), 694 nucleotides long. Its product is annotated as protein BOLA2. Gene Ontology annotation, molecular function: 2 iron, 2 sulfur cluster binding. Lineage: Eukaryota; Viridiplantae; Streptophyta; Magnoliopsida; Poales; Poaceae. Bases 224 to 517 code for a protein of 97 amino acids. Gene Ontology annotation, cellular component: nucleus; cytosol. The record is from RefSeq and is a predicted model, not a curated record. The transcript is spliced from 3 exons. Gene Ontology annotation, biological process: intracellular iron ion homeostasis; protein maturation.
AUAUUCGAUUCCCGGCCCGCUACGACUUGAGGAAGAACAUCGUGACGGGCAAAUUCGUGACUCCGAGACCACAGCAUCCGAAAUAUUCUCCUGGGCAAGUGGGAUAAGUUGAUAGGAGGAAGACACGGGCAAUCGGGAAGUCUUCCUUGUUUGCCUUGGCUCCGCCGGAACAGAGAGACCGAGAAGAGAGGGCGAAGAGGAGGCAAUCGCGAACAGAGCAGCCAUGGGCGUGACCAAGGAGGACGUGGAGGCCGCCGUCGCCGCCGCGCUCAGCCCCACCCACCUCGUGGUCACCGAUACAUCCGGCGGGUGCGGCGCGAGCUACGAGAUCGAGGUGGUGUCGGUCAAGUUCGAGGGGAAGCGGCUGCUGGACUGCCACCGGAUGGUCAACACCGCGCUGGCGCCGCUCAUGGCCGAGAUCCACGCCGUCUCCAUCAAGGCGCUCACCCCCGCACAGGCCCAGCCCAAGCCCCAGCCGGAGCCGGCCGCCGCCGCCGACAAGUCGCAGCAGGCCUGAUUCGUCGCUGAAUGAAGCACUAGUACUGAAACCACAACACAUGCGCUGUUGGAUGUUGGGAACUCGCAUUAUACACUACUCUGCUUGAAUGAAUAAUGUAGCAAGAUGCGUCUGCGGAAUCGAGACUUUGCAGUGGCGCCAUGCCUGGCUGAUUAAGAUUUUGCUUCGUUUUGUCUA